Struthio camelus australis is the source of this 1722-nucleotide messenger RNA. NCBI's taxonomy places the organism in Eukaryota, Metazoa, Chordata, Aves, Struthioniformes, Struthionidae. The record is from RefSeq and is a predicted model, not a curated record.
UGGGAGGAAUGCUUGCUUAAUUAAUAAGAUGCUAAUCACGGGUGAAGGAACUAAGAUUUUUUUUUUCUUCUUUUUUCUUCUCUCCCCUCCUUCCCCCAGGUGUCUGAGCGUACCUUGGCAGAGAAGAUUAGAUGCAAGAUGGGGAAGAUGGAGGGCUCGUUCUGAGAUCACCUCCUUCUUCUCUUUCCUUUUCUGCCUCCCUUUGAAAGGGGGAGAGAGAUAAUCAUUCUCAUACAUUUAUCUUUAAAAACUCAGAGGCUGGAACUGGAGCUCCCUUCAAUCUGGCUGUGUGUUUAGUAUGCGGUUUGUGCCUCUUCACUAAUGAGAGGGAGAAUGGGAACCCAGGGAAGCCCUGUGAAGAGCUAUGAUUAUCUGCUCAAGUUCUUGUUGGUAGGAGACAGUGAUGUUGGUAAAGGAGAAAUCCUGGAGAGCCUUCAAGAUGGAGCAUCAGAAUCCCCUUAUGCCUACAGCAACGAUCUGUCAGGGAAAAGUGGACAACUGAGAGGAAUUGACUACAAGACCACUACCAUCUUGCUGGAUGGCAGAAGGGUCAAGCUGGAACUCUGGGACACAUCAGGGCAAGGAAGAUUUUGCACCAUUUUCAGAUCCUACUCUAGAGGAGCCCAGGGAAUUCUCUUGGUGUAUGAUAUCACUAAUCGCUGGUCGUUUGAUGGGAUAGAUCGAUGGAUAAAGGAAAUAGAUGAGCAUGCCCCGGGUGUCCCUCGGAUCCUGGUGGGAAACAGGCUUCACCUCGCCUUCAAGCGGCAAGUACCAACAGAGCAGGCCCGGGCCUAUGCGGAGAAGAACUGCAUGACAUUUUUUGAGGUCAGCCCACUGUGCAACUUCAACGUCAUAGAAUCCUUCACAGAAUUGUCUCGUAUUGUGCUCAUGCGGCAUGGCAUGGAGAAGAUCUGGAGACCCAACAGAGUGUUCAGCUUACAGGACCUGUGCUGCCGAGCCAUUGUGUCCUGCACCCCAGUUCACCUCAUUGACAAGCUGCCAUUGCCUGUCACCAUCAAGAGUCAUCUGAAAUCCUUCUCUAUGGCAAAUGGGAUGAAUGCAGUGAUGAUGCAUGGCCGGUCAUAUUCUCUGGCCAGCAGUGGGGGUGGGAGCAGCAGCAAAGGUAACAGCUUGAAGAGAUCCAAAUCCAUUCGUCCACCCCAGAGCCCCCCACAGAACUGCUCACGCAACAACUGCAAGAUUUCUUAGCAGGAUGGACGCACCAUGAGCUUCUUAAUAUGUCCACACCUACCCACCGAUGUACAGAUGUUUGCACACACAACCCUUUUCAACUGGAUCCUUUCGGAUAGGCCUUGGUUGCUUUUCCAACGGUGCACACAAGACUGGGAACGUGCUCAUGUUUGGUUUUCUAUAUGAAGUGUGGUGCCGGCUGGAUCUCAUUGGACUGGCAGGGAGAGGAGUCUGCCAAGUGCCCCUCUAAGAAUGCUUUAGGCUUUACCUCUCAGCCUGGGGUGGAAAAUUCAACAGCUGCUGGGUUGGGGUGGGAGGGAAAGGGAAAAAGCUCAUCCAGUCUCAGUAGAGAAAUGGAUUUAAUGGAAGAUUGAGAGGCUUAAGGGAGUAGGCAAAGAGAGUCUGUGCUGCAACUUUAACUCUUGGACUCCUGAACAGAUAGCUGGUGCAAUAGUGAUUGUUGGAUGUAGGAAAAAAAGAAAUGGGGGCAGGGGACUUAUGACAGUUUCAACCAGGAUGUCAACAUGCUGU